UCAAUGAUGUCACUGACAAAGCCACGCCUCUCCAGAGCGCAACAACCGGAAAAUACUGAGGAAUGCGGCGACGUUAAGAUUGAUUCAUUUGAAGUCAGCAAAUCAUGGCUGGCUUCAGACAGGAGGAUGUGGAGCUGUACUAUGAAAUGGGAGAGGAGUUAGGAAAUGGGCAGUUUGCCAUUGUGCGUAAAUGUAAAGAAAAGAGCACUGGAACAGAAUAUGCCGCCAAGUUUAUCAAGAAGAGACGCCUGUCAUCCAGCCGACGAGGCGUGAGCAGAGAAGAGAUUGAGCGGGAAGUGAACAUCCUUCGAGAGAUCCAACACAGCAACAUCGUCACCCUCCAUGACAUCUUUGAGAACAAGACCGACGUAGUCCUGAUUCUGGAGCUGGUGUCUGGAGGGGAGCUGUUUGACUUCCUGGCUGAGAAGGAGUCACUGACUGAGGAGGAGGCCACGCAGUUCCUCAAGCAGAUCCUGGAUGGAGUUCACUACCUCCACUCGAAACGCAUAGCACACUUUGACUUGAAGCCUGAGAACAUAAUGCUGCUGGAUAAAAAUGUGCUGAACCCCAGAAUCAAGCUGAUAGAUUUUGGAAUUGCUCAUCAGAUUAAGGAUGGAAAUGAAUUUAAAAACAUCUUUGGAACUCCUGAGUUUGUUGCACCGGAAAUUGUGAAUUAUGAGCCUCUUGGUCUGGAGGCAGAUAUGUGGAGCAUUGGAGUUAUCACAUAUAUACUCUUGAGUGGCGCUUCUCCGUUUCUUGGUGAGACCAAACAAGAAACACUUACCAACAUUUCAGCUGUCAACUAUGACUUCGAUGAAGAGUACUUCAGUAACACAAGUGAGCUCGCCAAGGACUUUAUUCGCCGACUGCUGGUCAAGGAUCCUAAGAAGAGGAUGACAAUCGAAGACAGUCUCCAGCAUCCCUGGAUCAAGGUGAUUAAGAGGCGUAAUGUUCGGCCUGAGGAGUGCGAGCGUAAGACAGAGCGCAGACGACUGAAGACCACCCGUCUAAAGGAGUACACCAUCAAAUCCCACUCCAGCAUGCCUCCCAACAACACCUAUGUCAACUUUGAGCGCUUCUCCCAGGUCAUGGAGGAGAUCUCAGCAGCUGAGGAAGGCCUACGUGAGCUGGAGAAGAACCAGCGCUCCUGGGCUGAGGACAUGGCUGCUCUGCUCUCCAUCUAUGAGGAGAAAGAAAGCUGGUACAAGGAGGAGAAUGAAAGCAUCGCAGCAGAUCUGAAUCAGAUCAAACAGGAGCUACAGACAGCACAAGCCCUGCGCAGACAGAGCCAAGAAGAGGCCCGUGCUGCCAUGCUGUCAGCCAAUGCCCUCAAACGCAAGUUUGGCCGGUUGGAGAACCGCUACGAAGUGCUCGCUGAACAGAUGAGCUCAGAGGUUCGCUGGGUGGAAGAGCUGGUGCGCUCAAUUUCACCUGAAAAAGACACUCGCAGCACCAGCGUGGCUUAAGCUGCUCUGCUUUCUGAACACAAUGACUAUCUGAUAUAUUCGCUUGGUAUAUGCAGAGCAGAUAUAGAGUAUUAAAUUUGCAAUAAGCUUCAUGUAAGCCUGUAGAGUUCAUGUUACUCCUAGAACAAAGGUGUGCAUGAUAUGUGUUUCGCUUGUGCAUUGCAGUAUCCUUAUGUGAUGCCGGUCUGUUACAGCUGAAGCAAGCAUUAAGUAUUUUUAAUUGUCACCUCAAAAAAUAUACAUGCUGGAUCAGUAGAUAAAAAUGAGUUUAUUUACAAUUCUAUAACAGCACUCAGAGCAAAGCAUAUUAUUAAUGUACAUUGUGAGUAAUGCACUACACAGUCCUCUAUGAGGAAUUUAAUAAAUCCCAAGAUGCCAGUUGCA
Carassius carassius (crucian carp) is the source of this 1850-nucleotide messenger RNA. RefSeq names its product death-associated protein kinase 3-like. Gene Ontology annotation, molecular function: protein serine/threonine kinase activity; ATP binding. The transcript has 9 exons. NCBI's taxonomy places the organism in Eukaryota, Metazoa, Chordata, Actinopteri, Cypriniformes, Cyprinidae. The record is from RefSeq and is a predicted model, not a curated record. Gene Ontology annotation, biological process: positive regulation of apoptotic process; protein phosphorylation; intracellular signal transduction. Gene Ontology annotation, cellular component: cytoplasm; nucleus. Bases 105 to 1466 code for a protein of 453 amino acids.